Teleopsis dalmanni is the source of this 1764-nucleotide messenger RNA. RefSeq lists its product as uncharacterized. Lineage: Eukaryota; Metazoa; Arthropoda; Insecta; Diptera; Diopsidae. Bases 1 to 1764 code for a protein of 587 amino acids. The transcript has a single exon. The record is from RefSeq and is a predicted model, not a curated record. Gene Ontology annotation, molecular function: nucleic acid binding. Gene Ontology annotation, biological process: DNA integration.
AUGUUCCGCAUAGCAGAAAUCCAGGAGUUGUCCGAGGUGGAACAAUGGCGGUACAUUCCUACUAAAUUAAAUGUUGCGGACUUGGCUACAAAACAAACUAGUAAUCCAGACUUUACUUGGAAAAACCCUUGGUAUAAGGGACCGAAGUUCCUGUAUGAAGCAGAAACUUGUUGGCCAAAUAAUGUUGGCGUACAGAAAUAUAACGAAGAUUCUGAAAUCAGAAAGCAACGAUUGUUGGUGGCUCAUGUAGCAGAGGAGGAACCUCUCAUAGAUGUCUACCGAUUUUCAAAGUGGGAACGUUUAGUUCGAUGCAUGGCCUAUGUAAAAAGAUUUAUGUUUUUACUAUCAACUGAUGAAAUGAAAAAGAAGAAAUCUGUAAACCAAUGCUUGUCAGUCGAGGAACUGAAAUGGAGUGAAAAUUUCUUGUACCAGACUGCCCAGUUACAGGAUUACAAGAAAGAAAUGACCGCAUUAAGUAGAGCCGCUAAUAUUACUCUUUCUAAAAUUAGCUCUUUGCGAAAACUUUCACCAUUCAUAGAUGCACAGAAUGUUUUAAGAAUGAAAGGUAGAUUAGAUAAAGCCGCAUGCAUCGCUGAUUCAACCAAAUUCCCAAUUAUACUAUCAAGGAAAAACUACAUAACUAAAUUGAUCGUAGACUGGUAUCAUCGAAAAUGGAAACAUCUAAAUCAUGAAACGGUGGUUAACGAAAUCUUUCAGAAAUACCACAUUCUGGGACUGCGUAGACUGUUAAAGCAGGUAAGAAAUAGUUGCCAACAUUGCAAGGUUCGUGAUGCGAGUCCAAAGCCGCAGGAAAUGAGUGUGUUACCAGAAACACGACUAUCAGCAUACUCCCGACCAUUCUCACAUGUUGGAAUAGAUUAUUUUGGCCCGUAUACUGUAACAGUAAGAAGACGCUCAGAGAAGCGCUAUGGCGUCGUUUUUAUAUGCCAUACGUGUCGAGCAGUGCAUUUGGAGAUAGCUUAUAGCCUGUCAGCCAGCUCGUGUUGUAUAGUGAUACGAAAUUUCAUAGCCCGAAGAGGAGUGCCGAAUGUCAUCUAUAGUGACAAUGGAACCAACUUAACAGCAGCUGAAAAGGAGUUACGAGAAUCAAUAAAGAACGUAGACUUCAAUGAAUUACAAGCUGAAUUUACAAGUCCGGAAACACAAUGGGUUUUUCUUCCACCAGCUGCGCCGCACAUGGGUGGAGCGUGGGAGCGGAUGGUGCGAUCCAUAAAAACAGUGUUAGGAGCAAUAAUAAGCCCGCAAGCAAAAAUUAAUGAUGAAAAGAUGCAUAACCUGUUCUGCGAGGUAGAAUCAAUCGUAAAUAGCAGACCGCUCACUUAUUUGUCGAUUGAAACAGCAAGCGAAGAAGCGUUAACUCCGAAUCAUUUCUUGUUGGGGUCAUCUUUCGGCAACAAGCCGCCGGGGAAGUUCGAUAGUAACGACGAGCACGUGAAAUCCUCCUGGAGGCAUUCGCAAUACCUUACCGAUCGGUUCUGGAAAAAAUGGAUACAAGAGGUGCUUCCAACGAUGACAAGAUGGACGAAAUGGUUUGGUAAGAUAAAACCUAUCGAAGCAGGUGAUGUCGUCAUUAUUGUUGACCCAAAUUCUCCUCGCUACACAUGGCCGAAACGAAUUGUAAUUAGUGCCAUUAAAGCACGGGACGGGCAGACCAGGAGCGCCAUAGUGCAGACUACUCGAGGGCAAUAUCAUAGACCUGCAGCAAAAUUAGCCGUAUUAGAAGUUCGUGGAGCGGCAGUUUAG